Messenger RNA from Eucalyptus grandis, 1514 nucleotides. RefSeq names its product E3 ubiquitin-protein ligase RNF38. The record is from RefSeq and is a predicted model, not a curated record. The transcript has 4 exons. Gene Ontology annotation, biological process: ubiquitin-dependent protein catabolic process. Lineage: Eukaryota; Viridiplantae; Streptophyta; Magnoliopsida; Myrtales; Myrtaceae. The coding region runs from base 115 to 864 and encodes 249 amino acids. Gene Ontology annotation, molecular function: ubiquitin protein ligase activity.
UUGCAUUCGGACGCGGCCUCAAACGCAAAAGCUAUAAAAUUUCACGCUCAUAAAUGUGAAGUGAGCAAGCAAAGGAAUAUCGGAGCCGGCCGUGAACCACGGUUGGCAGACGCCAUGAGCAGCCGCUCAAGUAAUUUUGCUCCGGCGCCGGCCCCUGAGCCAUCUCAAUGGGACUACUUCGAUUUUGAUCUUCUGAGUGAUGAUGAGUUUCCGAGUCCGCCUCCGCUUCCACGGGCUCUUUCGUAUCGAACGAUUCCACCAGCGCCACCACCGACUCGGCCAUCUGUCCCGGAAAGAAUGAUGUCACGGCCAACUCCUUCUAGUUUAGCUGGCUUCACGACACCCAUCUCGCCCCUCAUACUCCUCGAGAAUGCCUACGGGAGGCCCAGAGGGAUCGUCUAUGACCCUCCUCCGAGACCUAUCGGGCAGCCUAACGCCCAGGUCUUGUCCGAGCAAGGCCCCAUGUCGACAGCUGAUGAGCAGAAGGAGGCCUUAAGCAAGCUCAGGAAGGAGAUUUACAAGGACCCCCUGCCAAAAAGGUUAGCCAGGAGAAUAAGCCUGUACUAUAGGGAAAAUGCUAAGAAUGGUCUCGGAAAUCAGAGUAGGUACCAAGACGAUGAUGAUAUCAAGAGAUGCGCGGUAUGCUUAGACGACUUCGAGGCCAGGCAAGAGGUGAUGGUCACCCCUUGCGACCAUAUGUUCCAUGAGGACUGCAUCGUGCCAUGGCUGCAGGGUCACGGUCAGUGCCCCGUUUGCCGAUUUUCGAUCUAUGAACAGAGGAGGCAAACUCAACCGCCUAUUGCACCGAUAGCAAUCCAACCCUUGGGGACAAUGUUUUAUGUGCCUGAAACGUUCUUCCGGUGAUAAGAAUAGAGGAGAAAGGUCGUGCUUUCCAGGCUAAACUCAGGACCAAGUUUCUCAUGUGGCUUCAUGUGCUAUGUGGACGGACGCUGCUAUUUUCGCCUGCUUGUUUUCCAACCGACACAAGACAUGGAAAACAUCACGCCAUCGUCAACUCGGUUGAUUCCUCAGGAACAACCCAUUAACGACACUUCGCAAAUGCAACUCACCCAGGAGGGCGAUUUAGUUUUACUGGGUGACGAUGGAAAAAAAAUGUGGUCCACAAAUACUUCUGGCAAGUCAGUGGUAGGCUUGAACUUGACAGAAGUUGGAAAUCUCGUGCUCUACAACAGAAAUGACGCCAUCAUUUGGCAGUCUUUCGAUCACCCUGUAGACACAAUACUUCCUAGACAAGAGCUACAUCCCGGCAUACAACUAACAACAACAUCAAGCGCACUUAAUGGGACAGCAUGGGUCUGCACGUUCACCACUGAUGAUCAGAGAGGCUUUGUCGCAUUUGUGAGGGUAGCCAAUUCUCCCCAAAUUUACUACAAAACUAGGGAUGUGCGGAAAACAAAGAGCAACAAUAGACAGGUUGGAGCACUUUACAAGAAUGGAACCUUCAAUGAGUUUGAAUUUUCCCCAUCAUUGCCUCAGUUUAUCCUUCUUGGGGG